Molecule: messenger RNA, 2904 nt
Organism: Caenorhabditis angaria
Lineage: Eukaryota; Metazoa; Nematoda; Chromadorea; Rhabditida; Rhabditidae
Source: the annotation of a GenBank genome assembly
AUGAAGAGCAACAACACACUAGUUAUUCUGAUUUUGCACCUUUCUAGUUAUGCUGUUCUGUGAGUUUGUUCUUUUGUUUUGUGAUAAGCCUGUUUUGCAGAAUUUGCAAGAAGUUGUUCACUUAUUAGUAGAAAACAAGGGGGGGGGGUGGAUAUAAUGAUUUUCACCUGAUCGGCAAGGGUCAAAGAAUUCCAAAGUUUUUUUUUUUUUUGAAAUCAGGUCUUUGAGUUGUUUUAGAUAAUGAUUUGUACAAUUUCAAAUCAUUAUUUCGAGAGAAGGUUUUUCAGAUUUGAGCUCACUACUAAUUAGUUUUAUUGAAUGUUUUGUCACGCUGUAACACAAUUAAUUUCAAAAUGUUCUUGGUCCAAAAAAUACAUUUUGUUCAAUGAUAAUGAUCAUAUUUGAUUCCAUGUAUAUAACUAAUCCUAGAUUCAAAAAGAUAAGUCGGAAAGCAAAAGUGAAAAAUAGUGGAAGAUCAGGAACUUUUAUUUUUUUCCAGGGAUCUUGGAAUCAAAAAUGAGAAGGCGGCUACAUUGUAAAAAAAUUUAAUCUUUUUGUUUUGACUUUGAAAGAAGUUCUCAAUCUUGGUGGUUUUUGGAGUGAUCAGGGAAAUCAAUGUCUCAUCAUUUUUUUAUUAGUUUGAACUCGAAUUCAAUAUUAGGGAUCUAGUUGUAGCUUUUUGAAAAAAAACCAUCCGAUUGGAAGCAGUGACCAGAAUAAAAUACCUCAUCAGUCUUUGGUCACAAUAUUUUUGAUCUACAGUACUUUAGAGGAAAAAAAGCACUUUGCUAAAUUAUCAUCAAAGUUCCCUCUCCAGAAUAACAAACUACAAAAAACUCGAUUUUUUCACUUAUUCUCUAUUCAAAAAUCAGAAUUUCUCAGACAAACCUAAUUUGAUAAGGUCUAAUUAGAAAUUGAUUGUUCUUUGUAUGAUGUUUUAGAAAAUUUCAUCAACCCAAAGAACUAACAAUAUGUUCAAUGGUGUUUUAUGGAAGAUUUUGUUUGAUUUAGGAAUCUUGAAUGAGGAACCAAAAAGGGAAACAAUUUAGAAAAUUGUGACAAAAGAUUAGUGCAGAUAUAGCUGGAAUUGGAAGAUUAGCUGCAAUGUUCUGACUAGAACUACAUAAUUUUUAAUAAGGAUUUUGGUUUGCAAAGUUUCAAACAACUAAACGACAAACACGAGAUAAAUUUGGGAUUCCCGACAAGAAUAAAAACAUGUUUUUUUGCAGAGCACAUUUAACAUCUCGCCGGAGUACAAAUAACAAUUCAUCAUGCACUUGUGCUCCAGAAAUUGACCCGGUUUGUGUUCGAGAAGGACCAUAUCAAUAUAGUUAUUCAAGUAAAUGUGUAUUUCAAUGUGCGCAGGAGAAAAACAAAGGUUCAGUUUUUUCCAGACAUAUAUUUUUGUUUUUGUUCUAAAAUGACGAAUGGCUAGAAGGGCUAAAAUUUCCCGUUUGAGUCAAUCUGGAUGAGAUUUAUAUAGCAAAAUAAUGACAAGCCGGAUAAAAAAACCCAGUUUCUGGUCUCAAAAUAAAUAUUAAUCAGUGAGAUGCAUUUAUGGAGCUAUUAGAUAAGAAAAAGAAAAGUGAGGGACCGGGAUUUUUCGUAGGAUGUUGAAGAUGUUGAAAAAUAUUUCAGAGACAAAGAAAAUUGUUUCUGAAUCAGAGGAUUUGUAAUUCAAUUUUUUUGGGAUUCACUUUGAAAAAUUACUCGACAAUUUUUGAAACAUUGAAUUUUCAUAAACCAAUAAAAAUCACAUUAAUUUUUUAUUCAGAAAUCGUGUUACUAUAUGAAGGUUCCUGUUGUUCCGCUAGAUAUUGCAAUAUGUUUGAGCCCCCAGUCUGCUCCGAGGAUGGUCAGGUAUGCACAUAAAUAAAAACAUAUUUUUUAAAAAUUUUCGAAAACACUGUUAUGUUCAGAUGUACCAAUCUACUUGUGAAUUUGAAGAAAGACAAUGCAUUGAGCAUAAACUUUAUAAUAAAUAUCUUCCGAUGGAUAGCUCAAAUAAAAAAUGCUCCUGUAUUGUUCCGUGUCCAACAGAAUGGAAUCCAGUUUGUGACAAAAAAGGAAAAACUCAUGCAAACUUCUGCACAUUUUUGAAUUCGAGGUGUUAUAAUCAAAAUCAGUGAGUUCUAGAAAUCUUUGCGAUGAUUUAAAAAAAAACUGUAGAAAAAAUAUUCAGAUUAAAUGAGACAAUUGAAGUUGAUUAUUCUGGAGUUUGUUGUGAAGAUAUGUGUUCAGCUGGUCAAACUUCUCUAACAGUUUGUGAUUCUCAAGGUACAACUCAUACGGAUAUAUGCUCAUUUUAUGUGGUUAGUUUCGUUUUGCUUUUUUUUUGUUAAACAUGUUUUUUGAUGGUCACAAUUAAUCUGGUGCUGAUCAUCGAAAACAAAACGAAAACCGGGAUUUCGUUUUCAUAAUUAAAAAAUAAAUAUAAAUAACUGUAUGUAGUUUGUAUGGUCUGAACAGUUUUUGUAAAACAUUAUGAUUUUCCGAGGUUGCCUGGGGGAUAAUUUUUGUGAAAUGAAAUAUUGAAAGAUUAGAUAUACUAGAAAACCGGGAAUUGAGAACUGUAGGAAUUCCAAAUAAUAAUUUAGUUUUGCUAUUCGCUUUUCAGUGGUUCUUCUGAAAUUUGUUCAAAAAACAGAAAUUUAAUUUUCUUUAACUUUAUGUGCAAAACUGAAAAAUUAUCAAUUGAAAAUGUUUCAAAUUUAAAAUUCAAACUCCUUUAGCUAUUAUCUGAAUUCUCUCUGAAAUUUUCAAGAUAAAUCAUUUUUCCCAAACCAACAAUCAAGAUCUCAUUCUUUCCAGGAAAAAUGUCGUCAAACACGCCGUGGAACGGGUAAAAAAGCGUCUACAAAUCGCCGGAAUUGGACCAUGCAAACCAAAAAAUCCACUUUUUAG